CUGGGCAUGUGCGGGUGGCACCAGGCCAUAGAUCGCGGGGAGGGAGUGGAGUCGUCAUGGCGGAUGUGGCAGCCGCUCUGACCUGUGCGCUGGCCCUCCUCACAGUGUUUUCAGCUGCCCAGGCACGAAAAGGGUUCUGGGACUACUUCAGCCAGAGCAGUGGGGACAAAGGCACAGUGGAGCUGACUCAGCAGCAGAAGCUGGCCCAGGAGUCCCUCAACCUGAAGGACAGCCUGGAGCAAGACCUCAACACUGUGGACACGUUGCUGGAAAAGUUGGGUCCUCUGGGUGGGCAGGGCAGGGAGUCUCCGGGGCUCCCCCACGACCCGGUGGCCGUCAGGCAGCAGCUGCAGGAGGAGCUGGAGGAGGUGAGGACGCGCCUGGAGCCCUACAUGGCCGAGGCGCACGAGCGCGUGGGCUGGCACCUGGAGGGCCUGCGGCGGCAGCUGCUGCCUUACACCGUGGAGCUGAUGGAGCAGGUGGCCCUGCGCGUCCAGGAGCUGCAGGAGCAGCUGCGCCUGCUGGGAGCCGACGCCCAGGCCCGGCUGUGGGAGCUGCCCGGCCGCGUGGUGCAGCACACGAGCCGCGUGCAGGAGCUCGUGCACCCCUACGCCGAGCGCCUGGUGAGCGGCAUCGGGCGCCACGUGCAGGAGCUGCAGCGCAGCGUGGCCCCGCACGCCGCCCACGCCAGCCCCGCACGCCUCGGCCGCUGCGUGCAGGCGCUGUCCCGCAAGCUCACGCGCGAGGCCCAGGCGCUGCACGCGCGCAUCCGGCACAACCUGGAGCAGCUGCGCCACGAGCUGGGCGCCUUCGCCCGCGCCGACGCCGGCCGCGACCCGCAGGAGCUGUCUGCCGAGGUGGGCCGGCAGCUGCAGGCCUUCCGCCACGACACCUUCCUGCAGAUCGCCGCCUUCACCCGCGCCCUGGACCAGGAGACCGCGCAGGUGCAGCAGCAGCUGGCGCCGCCCCCGCCGGGCCACCGGGCCUUCGUCCCCGACUUCCCCGCCGGGGACAGCGACGAGGCACGGAGAGAGCUGCAGGCGCGUCUGGAUGACCUGUGGGAGGACAUCAGCUACGGCCUGGAGGACCGGCUCCACCCACCGGGGCAGCCCUGAGGGGUCCCUAGCCCAGGCUCACUUCCCAGCUCCUUGGGUGGGGUCUGUGUGUGUGUGUGGGUGGGUGGGUGGGUGGAGGGUGGCACCCAGGACCUGGGCCCCUAGCUCAGCCCUUGAUGGUGGCUCGCUGGGCAGAGGGUGAAGGGGCCCUGCGCAGCAGAGAGAGGCCACCGCAGGGGCUGUUGUCCCGGGCAGCGCCAGCCUCCUGCCCCUGCCCACAUCCAGACGCAAUACACGCCGCAGGCCUCUGCAAACCUCCUGGGCUCAUUUGGGACCGCUCAGGAGGAGCCCCGCCCCGCCUCUGGGGCGCUGUGGGGUGGCGGGAAUGAGAGGGAGACAAGCACCCUCCUUGGGAGUCCUGUAUGUACCUGCCCCGUUGCCAUGGUGCCGUAACAGGGCCUCUGCAUGGCAUGAGGCUGGCAGCCCAGUCUCUUGUGGCCACCUGGUGGCGGCUGCAAGCAGUCAGCUGACCCUCCAAGACAGCUCUGGUCUCCCCAGCUCUGCCUGGCUGGAGGAGUAAGAGGGAGAAAGAAGGAAAAUACUACCAGGAAAGCAUGUGAUGUGAUGUGAUGU
Molecule: messenger RNA, 1688 nt
Organism: Sorex araneus (European shrew)
Lineage: Eukaryota; Metazoa; Chordata; Mammalia; Eulipotyphla; Soricidae
Gene: APOA5
Product: apolipoprotein A5
Exons: 4
Coding region: 57-1115 (352 amino acids)
Biological process (GO): positive regulation of lipid biosynthetic process; phospholipid efflux; reverse cholesterol transport
Cellular component (GO): extracellular region; blood microparticle; high-density lipoprotein particle
Molecular function (GO): cholesterol binding; phospholipid binding; phosphatidylcholine-sterol O-acyltransferase activator activity
Source: RefSeq, a predicted model, not a curated record